AUGGAGUUUGGAAAGGCGAAGGAGUUUUUUUCGCAGAAACUCAACUUCUUCAACUCGGAAGGCCUCAAGUCGGCCCAGGACAAAAUCGCACAUGCGGCUGCAAAUGUGACCAGUCACCAAAAGGAUGCCCAGGUGCCUCAGCCUCCAAGUCCUGACGAGAGUGUGGAACCGGCGGAGGCUCCUCCGGAUGCCACGUCUCCUGACCAGGAAGAGAAGAGAGAAUCCUCAGACAGCCGCCCGGAGAAUAUGGACGUGAUGGUCUAUGACGAGCUUUUGUGGGCUAACAAGUACACCUAUGAUGAGUUUGUAAAGUCGCUAAACGUCAAGUAUCAAGAACGAGGAGAUACGCCGGAGGAGAAGACCUACUGGUCAUACAGAAGAAGGUGGAGAGUUCGGCUCUACAACCUCAAGAUCGUGAAUAAAAUGUCAGAUUCGCUAACUUGUUUUGCGGAGUUUGAUUUUGGUGGGACCAGGUCCGAGUGUAGCGUACAAAUGGGCUCAAAGACGUGCAUUCUAAAUAAAGGCGAAUCGAAGCAAUACAUUAGGACUCCAGUCGUUGAGAAUGUUACCAAGGAAAUGUCCAGAGAUUUCAACUGCACAAACACGUUUGAAUAUCAUGGAAGCUAUCUGGACCUUGAGCACGAAAAGCUACGCAUAAAACUCUGGAAGUGCCGAAAGUAUACGAUAAACUGUCUAGAGUCAGUCUAUGAGGAGUACCUUAUAAAGUAUGUCAAGGGAGAUAUUUUUGUGGAGAUUCCCAUGUACAAAUUUGAGGAUAAAGAAAAGAAGCUGAGGUGCAAAAUCUCGUUUGAUCUCUUUUUCCAGGAGCUUUACGAUUUCGAACUCUCGUUUAUAAACUGGAAGGUCAAUGGAAUAAAGUCUUCCGUGAACCUCUUUAACCGAAAACCAGUUUUGCAAGAAGCCGCUUCAAACCAAAGUACUGAAGGUGAUGAAACGAGCAAAGACGCUGGAAAUGCAAAGAGUGAUGGAACCGAUAAAAAAAGCGCAAGGAUAGAGAAUGUACUUCCAGUGAAUAAUUCAACCAGAGGAACAAUGCAUCGCCCAACGAGAAUGAAUAGAAUCCGUUACUUUAUAUUCAGACUAAAGCUCAGGAAAAAGUGGAAAGCCGAAAAUAUUGAUGCAUGUAAAGUUUCAAGUGAUAACUCUGAGGCACUCCAAAUGAAGAAGGAAUCAGAUAUGACUGAAUAUGAGCGACUCUUGGUAAAGAGAAGUCUACUCAUAAAGGACGAUCCAUACAUGAGACCUGAACCAGAAGUACCGAAAAAGUAUUUACCAUCACCAAGGCUACGCAUUAGAAUAAAAUCAUCAAAUGGGCACAGGGUUGGUGGUCUUGAGCUGGUUUCGCAUGUAAUCAAGAAUGAGAGUAACGCUCAUUGGAGCAAUAUAGGUGAACUCGUUUUUAGAGGAACACUUAUGGAUUUACAAAAGUCUGAGUUGGAAAUUUCUGUUCUCGAUGCUAAAGCUCCAAAUGCUGUAAAUUGUGUUGGCUACACUCUCGUCUCUCUUGGUUCCAUUACGGACUAUCCAUUUUUGAUUUCAAAACUAAAUAGCCCCAAUUGGCUCAAACUCAAGGCAAAUAUUGAGGGAUGGAAUGACAAUUUGGAUAAAUGGAGCUUUGGAUCCAUACAUGGUAAGGUGGAAAUACACAGGAAACCACAGUAUAGACAAACAGUCAGCAAGUCUGCAUCUGUAACAAUGGGAAAUUCGCCGACGCUAAUUGUCCACAUCAAGGCCGUGGAUCAGCUAAUUACCGACGUGGACUUGACCAGCAUAAACUCGUUUGCCGAAGUAUCCUUUGCAGGCCAAACUUAUUCUACUCAAGUCUACAAUGACCUAUUUUCUCCCUUUUGGAACGAGGAAAUUACAUUUGCGCUAGCUCCACCACUUUAUGCUGGUAUCGACUGUGAAUUCUUCCUAAGGUGUGGACUCAUUCGAAUUAGUGUUUGGGGUUAUAGCUCAGAUUUGACUUCUGGUAUUAUAUACUUUGGAAGCACAUGUUUACAUCCAUGUGAAAUUUUUUAUACUCCAAAGGGAGAAUUGCGUCAAAAGAGUCAAACUACCCAUAAAGGCUACAAUUCAAAGUAUGAAACUAGAGUAUUUAGCGGGAAAAGGAAGCUACACCUCUUACAGGAUGAUGAUAGGACGUCUAAUAUAACAUUUUCAGCAUGGAUUUUUCCAGAUCAUAAUGUUCAAUCAGUAAAGACUUUUAACCUCCCACAAGAAAUUAUGCAACAAACUCAAAUAAACAUGUGCGGAGUCAAUACUGAAACGUACAAGGAGCUAGAAUCCUACUGGAACAAGAUAGUUGCACUUAGACCUGGAGAAACUGGAAAGGUAAUUCAUCGUGCAAUUACGGAAUAUAAUGAAGGAAUAUAUUUGCCAUGUCUUGUGGCUCCUAUGCAUCCACCCCCAAACAUUGAUAACGAGAAUGCAAUAUUUCAUAUGAUUAGGUGCAUACCAUUCGUGUCAAAACAAUUCGCUAGAGUCUAUACACCAGGAUUUUUGAUGAAAAUUAAGCGUGGGCAUGCUCUUGAUCAUGCAAUACUCUUUUGUUCCUACCUCAGGGGAAUGCUACCCCCUGUGGAAGCAUACGUUUGUUUGGGAAGUACAACGGAGAAGAAGGCACAUGCAUGGGUUAUGACACUUUAUCGCAAUACCAAAACAGUAAAACUAUGGGAGACAACAAACGGGGAACGCUAUCUUCUCAGAGAUGUUUUUAUUAAUGAUGAGAGCAUUUCCUUAAACCCCGAAGAUAAAUACAAUGGCAAAAUACCUUACAUGACGCUUGAUGCAAUUUUUAAUGAGCAAAAUCUCUGGCUAAAUGUUCAAGAGUCACUCGAUCCGCAGUAUAUUUUCUACAAUGUGGAGCGUCUAAAUUUAUUUUGUCCCUUUAUGCCAAAGAAAAAUACAACAGCUCCUUGUUACCCUCCAAAGAUUAACUAUGCCAUAAUGAACAAGUAUGAGCUUGAAAAACUUAAUAUCAAGUUAAAAAACCAACUUGAGCGUUCUAUGAACUUGCACAGGACAGCACAAAAUUUGCAGACUAAAUGGAACAAUACUCCAGAGCUUCAGGCGUUUUUGGAGAAGGGGCUUAGACUUGUGCAUACAUGCAACACAUGUUCUGACGAUAAUGUGCUUUUGGUGAAAAGGGGACUGCAAGAGUGGAAAAACAUAUUGAGGAAACGAGUUCCCCAAAGUUAUCAAUUACUUGGAACAGCUUUGCAUUUUAAUACUGUGGAUCCAGAAUCCAUUUUGGAUCCUUUGCGCCAUACUUUGAACUGCAUUGAUUCACGUGAAAUGUAUGUAACGUUUGCUAUAAGCACGUUAACAAAGAGCCUUCCUGGAGAUUUGUACAGUGUAUAUCUCUAUGUAUUGUACACCUGCAAGGUACAUGAAAGGGUGAGAAGAACGCUUGCUAUGAAACAAGAACGGCUAAGCAUACGGAAGAAAAAUAGACAGAGCGUUAAAAUUAGCAAUGAAGUACAAGAAAAUGAAAAGGAGGAGGAUGAAGACGACGAAGAGGAUGGAGGAGAUAUAUGGAUAAAUGGUGGAAUGACUGCAGAAGAUGAUGACGAAUCAGACACUGGUGCUGAUAUUACACAUACUGAUCUUGUAGAUAAAAUCAGCAGAAACCUAUCUAUACAAAAUAGGCAAUUUACCAGGAAGAAAACUACCAUGGCGGGGCUAUCUCUCCGGAAAACUACAUUGGAAAACGAUGAAGGAACACCAAGUUUUCAUCGUGAACAUUCCAGUGAAUCAUUUUCAGAAGUUUCGCAUCAAGGAUCUUCAAUAGAUCCCAUAAUCUCUAGAAAUUAUUCGAGCAAAUUUUCAAACUUUGAAAAUCUUCCCUCCAUCGACAUUGAAGACUUACAUUCCGGAAAGUUUUCAACGAGUGCUAGUAAAUCUAGAAUAUCUUCAAGCAGCAUUCUAAAGACGCUUUUGACCUCGGAGAAUUUCCCAUCCCUUUCCACACUUGGAUCUCAGGCAUUUACAAGCAAAUUUACCAGCCGUUUGUUUUCUGGCAGUAAUGCGCCGCAAUCAGGUGAUUUCGGUGCUGAGGGAAAAUCGAAUGCCUCAUCUAAAACUGGGUCAAGUAGCCAAUCUUCUAGUGCAAGGUCUAGAAUGUUUUUGGAAUCAAAGAGUAGAUUUUUAGAGUCUAGAAAUGAUUUUCCAUCUUCAUCCGAUAGUACACUAUCAUCCAAUCGCAUUCAAGUGGAAGGUGAUCCCCCUGCGGAUGCAGGAUCAAAAGACGAGGAGGAUAUUCAGACAAAAGACACGUGCAAGACGGAAUAUACCGUGAGCAGUAGCUGGAGUAGCAGUGGUAGUAGCGAUGUUGUCAAGAGUGCUAGAGAGGAUGAACAAGAUGAUAGUGAAGGGAGCGGAAGCGAGAAGGAUGAGAAACCCAUUGUUCCUCCUCUCAAUAAAAAGUUGCAAAAUUUCCUGAGGAAAAAAACCGAGGCAAAGAACAAGGUGGAAUUGCCAUGCACGGAAACUUUGGGAUCUGAACUCUCAAUGUCUGAAUGCGGUAAUUCUGUUGGUAGAUUGGAUACCGUUAUGGACCUAUCAUCGUCUUGUACACUGCCAGAUGAAGCAACAGCAAGAUUAGUCUCCAUCGAUGCUACAGAAACAUCCGUUUCCAUACCAUCAUCCUCUGAUUUUUCGGAAUCCAAAUCUAGCCGUUUAUCCAAGGAACCACCACCACAAGACACUGUAGGUGCGGAAACAAGUAGGUUUUGGAAGGGAAGUGACAAGGCUUCGAGCACUUCCUUGGACACUCCCGAAAGCUUUUAUACUGAUGUUAAUGUACGAAGGUUGAAAAUGGAAAAGGAUUUUAGGCCACAAACUAAGCAAAUUUCCUUUGCCGACACAAGGUCAAUGAGUGCAACAUCCAUGGAAUCUAGGGCUGAAACAGCCUCUCUUGGCUCUAAAAAGUUUUCGAUUUCGAGCUCAAGGGAGUCUGGAAUUUCCGGAAAACUAUCCAGCUCCAUAUCAUCCAUUUAUAGCUCCAAGGAAUCCCCGACUGAGAAGGUGUCCAUAAAAAGCGGCCUUGAUACAAAUCGUACGAGCACAGAAUGGAGCCAAGAAUCUAAAAGUAUAAACUCCUCCAUAAAAACCUCUUCUGUCCAUGUGACUUCAGACUGGGACUCAUCGAGCAUACAGAGUGCUUCUAGCGGCAGUGAAAGCGGGACACUUGGUCUCGGCUCAGCAUCUAGCCUUGUUCAUUCUGAUACAUUGAGCAUGCAGAGUUCAAGGACGAGCUCGCAUCUUGUUUCAUCUCGUUCUUCAAGCAAGCUCUCAAAAACACCAGAGGUUACCGAGACUUCCAGCUGGUCAAGUGUAAAGCUCUCCAGUGAAGCGCCGUCUAGAGAGACGCAAAAUGUUAGAGGGGGAAAAGAAGAACACCAGCUGCUAAAGAGACCCAGCAAACUGUUGGCGGAGAUGCUUGUGAAAAAGGUGUCCAUGCAACAAAGGGAAGAAACUAGCGAUGUAGAAGUACAAGACACUGCAAGAGAACGGGAUUAUAAAAAGGUUGGGGUAUUUGGAUUGUUUGUUUAG
Theileria equi strain WA is the source of this 5577-nucleotide messenger RNA. RefSeq lists its product as hypothetical. The record is from RefSeq and is a predicted model, not a curated record. The transcript is spliced from 2 exons. Lineage: Eukaryota; Apicomplexa; Aconoidasida; Piroplasmida; Theileriidae. Bases 1 to 5577 code for a protein of 1858 amino acids.